AUGGCCGAAGAGAAGUCAGCAUCGGCCCCAGAAGUCCAGUUCAAAGGAAGCUGUGCAUGCGGAAGAGUCACAUACACAUGCACUAGUCCUCCCAGAGAGGGAUUCACGACAGCAUGCCACUGCGUUACGUGCAGGAAAAUAUCCGGCGGUCCAUUCCAGGCUUUUGCCCACGUGUUUGCGGCGAAUCUGACUAACUUCGACAAGGAAAAGAACUCCCGCCAUGAAGGACUGCCGAAGGACGACACGGGCGGCAUCGUCUUUCGUCGCCUCUCGCCAGUCGGUGAGAGGGCAUUCUGCGGAUCUUGCAGCACGUCUUUGGCAAUGCGAUACAAGCACGAGCCUGACAAUAUUGGGGUCACACUGGGAACGAUUGAUGAAGACUCAAUCGGAAGUCCAAAAGUCAAGGAGCUGUUGCAGCCCAAUCAGCACAUUUUCAUGAGCCAGAGUGUAUCAUGGCUCCACAUCGAUAAUGACGGUGUGCCCAAAUAUGCUCGGUUUACUUCCGGGGACUUUGAAGAGAACAUGGCGUCUUGGAUCAGCCACAACAAGGGCAAGGAAUGA
Zasmidium cellare ATCC 36951 is the source of this 561-nucleotide messenger RNA. RefSeq lists its product as uncharacterized. The coding region runs from base 1 to 561 and encodes 186 amino acids. The transcript has a single exon. Gene Ontology annotation, molecular function: carbon-sulfur lyase activity. NCBI's taxonomy places the organism in Eukaryota, Fungi, Ascomycota, Dothideomycetes, Mycosphaerellales, Mycosphaerellaceae. The record is from RefSeq and is a predicted model, not a curated record.